AUGAGCAGAUUGCUUCAAGGAAGAUGUCCUUUGCGCCUCGGCGACCUCUUUAAUUGGCACGUUGGCCUUCUCAACAACAUCUCUUGGAGCCUUUGGGGUGCUGGAGCUUUUCACGUGGGGCUGCAGAUCUACGACGUGGAGUAUGCUUUUGGAGGCGUAGAACGCGGAAUUGACGGCAGUGGGAUCACAAAAUGUGAGCCGUGCAGCUGUCCAAAGCAUUCAUUCCGAGAAAGUCUAUGCCUUGGGGUCACGGCCCUCAGCAAGGAGGAUGUGGAUGAUCUCCUGCGUGAAUUGGCGCCCGAGUGGUCCGUGCAGGAGUAUGAGACGCUGGGCCCCAAUUGCAUCACCUUUUGCCAGUGCUUGAGCCAACGUCUGGGAGUUCGCGCUGUGCCUCGGUGGGUCGAUUCCAUGGUCCGAAGUCUGAAGGAGCGGCAACAUGUGGAGGUGGAAGAUGGCACUCGCGGCAUUUGUCCAGAUGGCCAUGAGUGCCAACUGCAGAUGCAAGCUCUCCUAGCGAGUCUCGUGGAGGUGCUCUCUUGCGAGGUCUGCGGCGAAGUAAUCAGGGCUCAAGUCCCUCACUGGCACUGCAGGGAGUGCGAGAUCGAGAUUUGUGAGGGCUGCGCUGGUCAUAUUUGGGACUUUUAG
This is a messenger RNA of Durusdinium trenchii, 645 nucleotides long. NCBI's taxonomy places the organism in Eukaryota, Dinophyceae, Suessiales, Symbiodiniaceae. The record is from the annotation of a GenBank genome assembly.